Rubroshorea leprosula is the source of this 941-nucleotide messenger RNA. NCBI's taxonomy places the organism in Eukaryota, Viridiplantae, Streptophyta, Magnoliopsida, Malvales, Dipterocarpaceae. The record is from the annotation of a GenBank genome assembly.
CCGCCGGUUGAAAGCUUGGCCGAUACGACUGAGCCGAGCUUAGAGUCGUUGUUACCGGAAGGGUUCCUCGAGAGGAAUAGAGACAGGGGGUUAGUCUUGAAAGGGUGGGCUCCACAGGUGGAAGUGCUGAGUCAUGACUCGGUAGGUGGGUUCGUGACACACUGUGGGUGGAACUCAGUGCUUGAGUCGAUGCGUGCGGGGGUGCCGAUGUUGGGUUGGGCUUUGUAUGCCGAGCAGAAUAUAAAUCAGUUGGCAAUAGAGGAGGAGCUGAAGGUGGGUUUGGCUCUGAGGAAGAGGGAAGAUGGGUCAAUGAGCGCGGCGGAAUUGGAGAAAGCAGUGACUGAGUUGAUGAACUCAGAACGGGGAGAAGCGAUCCGGGAGCGCGUUACGGUGGUUAAAAAGAAGUUACUAGAGGCAUUCAGUGAUGAUGGACCCUCUCGUGGAGCCCUGGCCCGAUUGGCCGAUGCAAUCAGACGUGGUGGACUUCAAUGAAAGUUUAAUUACUUGACACGGUAAUUGGUAUUAUUUUGUUUUUGGUACAAAGUAGCUGUCAAGAAGGAAGAAUAGAGAAUCGAUUUUGGGAGUUGUGAUAUGUUUUAUUUUUAUACCAUUAUACUGUGACUAUAAAAAAAAACAAAGAAAGGGAAAAAAGAAAAAGGAAGAACACAGACAUGCUGGGGGUGAUUAUGUAUGUAUGGUUGGAUACAAACUUGGUAGGGCUAUUAAACAAGGAAGAUUACAAACUUGGUGGCCCAUAAAGAAAAACAUGUUUAGCUGCUAAAAUCCUACAAUAAUGUUUCUUGGGUGUGGUUAUAUAUUUAUGUGAGUGUUUUUGUAAAAAGAAAUUGUACUAUGUAAGUGUAUGUAUGUUUCUUACAUGAGAUGUGAAUUUCAUUUACACAGGUUCAGAAAGCUGCUGCAAAUUAAUUAAGAACAUCUUA